Messenger RNA from Carassius auratus (goldfish), 1252 nucleotides. RefSeq names its product deleted in malignant brain tumors 1 protein-like. The transcript has 7 exons. The record is from RefSeq and is a predicted model, not a curated record. Bases 83 to 1252 code for a protein of 389 amino acids. NCBI's taxonomy places the organism in Eukaryota, Metazoa, Chordata, Actinopteri, Cypriniformes, Cyprinidae.
UCCCUCAGAUGACCCCUGCUACAGCUACACUGUACUGGACGAACCUUGGAGAGCCACUGACUAUCAGAAUGACUCUGUCUUAAUGUGUGACCGGGAUGUGAAUUGGUUUGGCUGGUAUCGUCUCUUCAUUCAUGGCCAGAGUGCCCAGAUGCCAAACACAUGUAUUGAUGAGUACAAAUGUGGCACUCAUGCCCCACUGUGGUUAAAUGGUGAACACCCAAAAGUCGAGGAUGGAGUGGUCACCCGAGGUGUCUGUGGUCACUGGAACAAUAACUGCUGCUAUUACAAUUCUACUCCCAUUAGAGUGAAAGCCUGUCCAGGCAAUUAUUAUGUCUAUGAAUUUGUCAGGCCAUUUAUGUGUGCUGUGGCUUACUGUGCAGAUGUUGGGAACAUCAACACUAUCUAUACAACUAUCACACCAGAGACCAAUUCAUCUGAACCAUGUGGUGGCAAUUUGACAGAUUGGAGGGGUGUAUUACUCAGUCCCCGGUACCCUAAUAACUACCCUAAUAACGCACAAUGCACCUGGACCAUUCACAGCACAGGGAACACAACUGUGUCACUGAUCUUCACUGACGUUGAUUUGGAAACAUGCUGUGAUUACAUCAAAGUGUAUGAUGGUCCUUCUACCCUCCAUCCAUUUCUGGGAGAAAUACAGGAGUACAGGAACCAGUCUUUCAGAUCCAGCAGCAAUGAUCUGACUGUGUUAUUCUACAGUGAUCACAGUGUCACACACAGAGGAUUUCACGCAAACUGGGUCUUUAUAGAAUCAUGUGGUGGCUAUAUGACAGACUGGAUGGGUGAUUUGUCCAGUCCCUGGUACCCUAAUAACUACCCUGAUAACUCAUAUUGCACAUGGACCAUUCAUAGCACAGGGAACAUGACAGUGUCACUGAACUUCACCGAUGUUGUUUUGGAGACAUGCUGUGAUUACAUCAAAGUAUAUGAUGGUCCUUCUACCCACCACCACUUACUGGGAGAAAUACGGGAGUACAGGAACCAGUCUUUCAGAUCCAGCAGCAAUGAUCUGACUGUGUUAUUCUACAGUGACAGCAGUGUCACACGUAGAGGAUUUCACGCAAACUGGGUCUUUGUAGUUCCUCAACCUGAAUGUGGAGGACACCUGUAUGGUUCUGGGCUGUUUUCCAGUCCAAACUACCCCAACUAUUACCAUGACAAUGCCUACUGUGUGUGGUAUCUCUCUGCUGAGCAAGGACAGAGGAUCUUCCUGACAUUUGCUGAUGUGCAGUAA